Molecule: messenger RNA, 1123 nt
Organism: Papilio polytes (common Mormon)
Lineage: Eukaryota; Metazoa; Arthropoda; Insecta; Lepidoptera; Papilionidae
Gene: Obp2
Exons: 1
Coding region: 429-1061 (210 amino acids)
Molecular function (GO): odorant binding
Source: RefSeq, a predicted model, not a curated record
AGCAGCAAAAAAAAAUCAGGGGGUAUAUAGCCUUUUUUCUAACUUUCUCUUAGCUUUUAUUUUCUAAGAACGGAAGGAAAAGACAAAAACCACCUGUAUAAAUAUGUAUUUUUCUGUGGGUUCUUGUCCAGCUGCGUUUUUUCCUUGUAAUCUCAUAAACAUUUGCAUUGAUUUGAAGGGUUUUUUACUGGAAGGUGCAAUAAUUUUAGACUGUUUUUUUUCCCGCUGACGAUGUUGCGGCUAGCCUAUAGUUUCCGAAAGUAUUGCAUAUUCUUUCACCACGACCAUUUAACGUUUCGAGAUAGUAAUUUUUAUUAUACUAUUACGAUAACAAUUAGCGAGAUAUCCACACCAAUAGCCAAAUAACACGUCAUUCUACGUUAACGAUCAAUUUAAAUGCAACAUUUCAAUUCCAACAUUUCACUAGCAUGAGGAUUUUAAGAAAGAAAAGUGUGCCCAGCAACAGAAUAAAAAUGAAUCAAAACACUAAUUUCGUAACGGUCAUGAUGUUUUUGACAUUCAUCUCAGUGUUCUAUCUUGUUGUAACGUUUAAACCUUUGACGAAAGAGGAACAUAUUGAAAAAAUAAAUAAAAUGGACAGUGAAGUGGAACCAUUUAGAAGAAACAUAUCGGAAUGCGCCCGUCAAGUUAAAGCGGGAAAGGGCGACGUUGAAAAUUUCUUAAAAAGAAUACCACAAGCAACAAUGGAAGGCAAAUGUUUUGUAGCGUGUAUUCUGAAACGUAAUUCUAUUAUAAAAAAGAAUAAAAUAGACCACAAUUCUCUUUUAGAAGCUAAUAAAGCUGUUUAUGGUGAAGAUAGAGAGGUUAUGACAAGAUUAAAAGCGGCGAUAGUUGAAUGUAAUAGAGCGGUAGAAGGUAUUUUCGAGAUCUGUGAAUAUGCGUCAGUUUUUAAUGAUUGUAUGCAUAUUAAGAUGGAACAUAUAUUAGACAAACUAACUAUGGAGAGAAGAAUGGAAGCGUUGGGACAAAUGAGCAAUAGCCCGGAUGAAUGGACUGACGAGGAAGAUGAAAUGUUAAAAUUGGUGAAAGACGAACUUUAGUGUUGCUGAUUGAAAAUUAUAAUUAAAAUGAUAUACAAUACUAAAGAAUAAAAGAAAAAUCG